Anneissia japonica is the source of this 1569-nucleotide messenger RNA. Its product is annotated as high affinity copper uptake protein 1-like. Gene Ontology annotation, molecular function: copper ion transmembrane transporter activity. The transcript has 5 exons. Gene Ontology annotation, biological process: copper ion transmembrane transport. Gene Ontology annotation, cellular component: membrane. NCBI's taxonomy places the organism in Eukaryota, Metazoa, Echinodermata, Crinoidea, Comatulida, Comatulidae. The record is from RefSeq and is a predicted model, not a curated record. Bases 338 to 952 code for a protein of 204 amino acids.
AUCUUGUAUUUCUAGUAUCUUUGGUUAAAAUUGAAAACACAGUUGGAUACGAUUUCAGUGAGGAGCGGUUCUUGAGGAAAAAGUUUCUGGUUGUUUAUCCCAUAUUUUAAAGGCUCCAGUCCAUAAGAAAAGGCGUGUAGUAAGGCCUUAAGUACUUAAAGUUAAACAUAGGUAUUUUAAUACGAGGAGGUAGAAUAUAAAUAAAAAGCUUCUUUGACUUUAGCCUACCCGCAUCUUCUGAUUACACCAUCCAACAAUCCCACCACCACGUUGAACGUUGAGAAUUCAUCCAUUUCAUUCUGGUGGUAGGCUAGUUCUUCAUAUUGACUGGUGAAAAAUGAACAUGGAUACGAAUUCAACGGCCAUGCCAAUGAACCACAGCAUGGGUAUGGGACCAUCUGGAAUGCCCCACACUGGUCACAUGGGCCAUACUAUGGGUAUGGACCAUACUAUGGACCAUACUAUGGACCAUGGGGAUCAUGGUAGUGAUGGUGGGAUGAAUCAUAUGAUGCAGAUGACUUUCUACUUGAGUACGAGUGUAACAAUCUUAUUUGAUGAAUGGAAAGUAAGCUCAGUUGGAGGUUUAAUAGGAUCGUGUGUUGCUGUAUUUUUCCUUGCUGUCUUGUACGAGGGAUUAAAAGUGAUGCGAGAAACAUUGCUGCGUCGUUCCGUUGUCAAUGUACGCUACAAGACCAUGCAGGUUGCAAAGGGAAGUGAAACUGUUUUGACAGAAACACAUGGGGCAGGAGAAACUCGUUGGUUGAGUGGUGCGCACUUCUUACAGACACUCUUACAUGUAGUCCAAGUCACCAUCAGCUACUUUCUCAUGCUGAUCUUCAUGACAUAUAAUGGCUGGUUAUGCAUUGCAGUUGCACUCGGAGCUGGUACUGGAUAUUUUUUAUUCGGUUGGAAAAAAGCCAUCGUGGUGGAUAUAAAUGAACAUUGUCAUUAAUCAUACCUAUAUUUUUCAGAUGGUAUUUUUGAAAGAAUGUUUUUUAAAAGUUUAUUAUAGAUGAAGUGAUUUUGAUAUGAAACUUCAACUCCAAAAAUAUAUAGGUUUGUCUGGAACAUCAGGUGUUUCAAAAGUGACAUUGAAACUGAAGAGGCAACUUAUUUUACAUUUAUUUUAAGCGACUGAUAAAAUAAUCUUGACCAAUAUAUAUAUUAGAUUAGUAUUAACAUAGUCAGUACUAGGUUAAAAUGGAGAUUCUCGUACUCUUGGACAUCUACAUUAAAAAUUCACAACACCUAAUUCCAAUUCAGUAGUGGCGCCCACUUCUGCUGUUGUCGGGGAUAUGCCUUAACCCUUCCACUGGGGACAUAAAGAGACAUCAAAGCCCUUUGAGGCAAAUACUGGAACCAUCACUGUUCCCUAAUUCUUAACUGGAAUCAAUUUUCAAAAAUGUAUAGUCAUCCAUAUUGAAAUAAUAUAAAAAGCAAAGAUGAUAUAGCAAAUAUGGUUUUUCUUCCGAAUUAUAAACGUUUACCAAUGGUGCUAUGUGAUUAGUAAUUAAUGUUUUUUAAGGAAUUUAUAUUUAUGAUAACAUCGAAUUCAAACCGUUAAACCCA